Molecule: messenger RNA, 1091 nt
Organism: Trichechus manatus latirostris (Florida manatee)
Lineage: Eukaryota; Metazoa; Chordata; Mammalia; Sirenia; Trichechidae
Gene: MRPL39
Product: mitochondrial ribosomal protein L39
Exons: 10
Coding region: 26-1042 (338 amino acids)
Cellular component (GO): mitochondrion
Molecular function (GO): RNA binding; nucleotide binding
Source: RefSeq, a predicted model, not a curated record
UGAGCGCGGCAGUUCCACCGCGGCGAUGGAGGCGGUCACCUUAGGAGGCCGGGGUCUGCGGCUCUGGCGGGUCGCCCGCGGCGGCGGGGCCGGCUGGAAAUUUAUAGCGACAUCGCCAGCUUCUCAGCUUUCAGCAACUGAACUGACAGAAAUGCGGAAUGAGCUCUUUAAUAAAGAGAAAAGCAGGCAGUUGUCGUUAACUCCUCGAACUGAGAAGAUUGAAGUGAAGCAUGUUGGGAAAACUGACCCUGGCACUGUCUUUGUGAUGAAUAAAAAUAUUUCGACUCCGUAUAGUUGUGCCAUGCAUCUAAGUGAGUGGUACUGCAAGAAAUCCAUUUUGGCUCUCGUGGACGGACAGCCUUGGGACAUGUACAAGCCUUUGACCAAGUCCUGUGAAAUUAAAUUUCUCACUUUCAAAGAUCGAGAUCCAAGAGAAGUGAAUAAGGCUUAUUGGCGUUCCUGUGCCAUGCUGCUGGGCUGUGUGAUAGAGCGGGCGUUCAAAGAUGAGUACGUGGUCAGUUUGGUCAGAGCUCCAGAAGUUCCUGUCAUUGCCGGAGCCUUCUGCUAUGAUGUAGUUUUGGAUAAAAGACUUGAUGAAUGGAUGCCAACAAAAGAGAACCUGCGUUCCUUCACAAAAGACGCUCAUGCUUUAAUUUAUAAAGAUCUUCCAUUUGAAACUUUGGAAGUUGAAGCAAAAGUGGCAUUAGAAAUAUUUCAGCACAACAAGUACAAAAUAGAUUUCAUAGAAGAGAAAGCAUCUCAGAACCCUGAGAGAAUCGUCAAGCUGCACAGAUUUGGUGACUUCAUAGACGUGAGCGAGGGCCCUCUUAUUCCGAGAACAAGUGUUUGCUUCCAGUAUGAAGUGUCAGCGGCUCACAGCCUUCAGGCCACGCAGCCAGGCCUCGUCCGAAGAUUCCAGGGGCUCUCUCUACCUACUCACUUAAGAGCACAUUUUACAAUAUGGAAUAAGCUAUUGGAAAGAUCUCGGAAAUUGGUAACCGAAGAUCAGACCAAACCCACAGAGGAAAGUGCGCCUACCUAGAAACUUCCUAAAAUUUAAAUAUGUAUGAUAAGUUAAAAUAAAAGUUUUU